Messenger RNA from Amphiprion ocellaris (clown anemonefish), 3451 nucleotides. RefSeq names its product UBX domain protein 2A (gene ubxn2a). The transcript has 7 exons. Gene Ontology annotation, cellular component: cytosol; nucleus. Gene Ontology annotation, biological process: autophagosome assembly; proteasome-mediated ubiquitin-dependent protein catabolic process; Golgi organization. The record is from RefSeq and is a predicted model, not a curated record. Bases 138 to 890 code for a protein of 250 amino acids. Gene Ontology annotation, molecular function: ubiquitin binding. NCBI's taxonomy places the organism in Eukaryota, Metazoa, Chordata, Actinopteri, Pomacentridae.
GGCAGUUUUACGACAGCAGCGGGGGGACUUACGGCGCUGUUACGUCGCACAUUGCUCAGCAGAAGAAACUUAUGGCUGCAGAUGUGCAGACCGGGAUUAACGGGGCCGACGCGGACUGAUGGAAAACACAAAACAUCAUGAAGGAGAUUGACAGUGUGGGUAGUGAAAAGGAUGAGCAGUGGGUUGUCAGUGAGACGAAGGAUGAAGAGGAGGUUCCAAUGAGCCGCAGUUUCUCGGUAGAAGACCUCCUUGAUGAGGUGGAGAAGAUCUGUUACGAUGCCUCAGGGACUUCAAAGGUGGAGAUGGUGGUGAGGCUGUGGAAGGAUGGUUUUACUGUCAAUGAUGAGGAUUUUCGAAGCUACUCCGUUCCAGAAAAUCAAGAUUUCCUGGAUGCCAUUAAAAGAGGGGAGCUUCCGGCGGAGUGGGAGAGCAGAGCAGAGGAGGAGGAGCUGGAGAUCAGCGUGGAGGAUCUGACCGAGGAGAAUUAUGUUCCCAAGAAGAAGGCCUUUCACCCCUUUAGUGGGCGAGGAUACCGGCUGGGCAGUGUUGCACCCAGAGUUGUGGCCAGGUCACCAUCUGUGCACGAGGACGGAGAAUCUCCUCCUAUUCCCAUGGUAACACUAGACCACACCCUUCCCGUUACCUCGCUGCAGAUCUGGUUGGCUGACGGCAGGAGACUGGUGCAGAGGUUUAACCUAUCGCAUCGGAUCCAUGAUGUUCAGGAUUUCGUGGCGCGCUGCCAGAGGAGCUGCCCACCCUUCGUCCUCACCACGUCGGUUCCUUUCCGAGAGCUCGGCGACAGAGAGUUGAGUCUGGAAGAGGCGGAUUUGGCUAACGCUGUCAUUGUCCAGAGACCCCUGAACACACAGGCUCCGUUUGGACACUCCUGACCAACAGGGCCUCAUAAGAUUCACUCAGCACGACACCGUUCCCCUCACUGACACAUCACCAACCUGACAGCAAAAUCUAACCCUCCUAUAAGCUCUGAUGUUUCUCUCUUCACUCUGCAGUUUGUGCUGCAUUUUAUGAUUGUCAUUUAUGGGUUAUUCCAUCUCAAAUCAUCAGGCUACCCCUGCUCAACCAUCUCUGAUUUGCUUGAAAGAUUUAUAUAGUUAACUAUGGAUAUUUAAAAUGGAAGAUUUUUGAUUGAUUUAUCAAAUACUUUCUGAGAAAAUUUUAUUUUAAGUGCCCAUUGAGCCUCUUUCACCACAUAUUUUGAUGAUAGUUACACCAAACUUCACUGCCAGUCUCCUCCAAGCAAAGGUUGAUGCCGACAAAAUGGGCUCCAAAAAUGAAAAAUACUCCCUGUUUAAAAAAGUAUUUGGAGAACCAAACUCCAAAUUUCUGUUUUACUUGAACUAGACUUCUUCCAGUAUUUAUAUUUUUUUAGGUAUAUCUUGCCAUACCUACUCAAUCAGUUAUGAAAGUUCAAUGAAAAAAAAAAGUCAUUUUUGUGGCCAAAUAUUUCAUUUUUAAAGUAUUCUGUGUGAUUUGUAUAAUUUUGACAUGCAGCUACAUAUGGUUCAGAAAUAAUCACUAGUCAACUUCUGCAUGAUCAAGUUGUUUUUUUUUGGUAAUGUAUGCUCAAAGAUAGGACUUUUUUCAACUCACACAUAAUCAGAGAUUAUUGGUUGUACUUGUCCAAUAUUGCAGAUUCUGUAUCAAUGACAUGAUGAGAAAUAUAAUUGAAAAUUUCAUUUUUUUAUCUGUAAUAGUUGCUGAGAUAUUGUCGUUCAAACAGCCUCAAAUUUCAAUGUGCUGCAAGUGGGUCAGUGAGAAAUUGUUUCAGUAAUUAUCUCUGAGCUAAAAUGUCACACUUCUGUAUGAAUAUCCACAAUUUAUGCUUUAAAAUUUUCAGGCAAAUCGGAAACAGUCGAGCAGAAAUGGUUCUAAACAUGUGACGCUUGGGGAUCGAAUGACCCUCGUAGUGUGUAGUUGGUCUGAAAACCUGAGCACAUGAAAACCAGGUACGUGCAUGGGAUAGAAAUGGUGUUUCCGAGUAUAAAACCAUCCCCACGAGGCAGCUUUUUCCCUUUCUUGUGAUCAAAUGCAGUCCUGUUAGAAUCGCUUGACCCUUUGUUCAUUUUCACCACCCACAGUCUCUGCUUUGUCUCUGACCCUCUGAGGACGUCCUGAGAUGUUGGACUUCAGUAAAAGCAACACCAGAGUCUAGAAAUGCAAGUAGAAGUCCUGCAUUAAAUGUUGUAGCAUCAAAAUAUGCUCAAGGUACUCAUGCAGAUGCAGAAUGCUCCAUUACAGAAUAACAUUUAUUAUAUAUUUAAGUUAAUAAGCCAGGACUACUCACCUGUAAUACAUAAGAGUGUAUUUGCUGAUUAUAUUUAAUUCUGUUAGUGUGAACAUGCAAAGUAACUUAAGUUAUCAAGUAAAUGUAAUAGAAUGGAAGUAUAAAGCUGGAGUGCAAAUACCCCAAAACUGUACUUAACUAACUUGCACUACUUGAGUAAAUGUAUUUAGUUACUUUAUACCACUCCUCUUGACCUGUUUGCAGAAAUCCCCAAGCAUGUUUCAGUUCUUGAAUGAUGACGAUCCCUUCAUAAGGCAAGUGUCAUUUAUUACAUUUUCUUUCUUCACUAACUGGUGAAAAACUACAUUUUGUUAGUUAAUUUUUCACUUUCCUUUCACUGUACUCUUCAUGACUUUAGCCAGCUAAACACAUAUUGGAUUGAAAAUAACCAAAAAAGAAGCUGUCAGUGUUUAAUUACGUUUGUCGGUUGCUGCAAAAACCAUUUAACAUAACUCAUACCCAGUCCCCAUAUUCAAAAUCUCAAAAACCAACUUAAGGAUGCUUUUCUGCUCACAGACACUGUUUUCUGGUUUUUAUGUGCACCGGUUUCAGUUCUUUCCUUCUCUGUGUGGGAUUAGCUAAUAGAGAUAUUUUCACUUAACCGAGGUGCUGCUGAGGCGCUGUGGUUGAUGUUUACUUUGUCUUCUUCUCCCCCUGGAGGACAGUGUUUACCUGCCAACAGAAAAAACCCCGAAACUGCACAAAAAAAACUGUGAAUCCAAACCAGUGCUGUCUUUUGUGCAGAUGGUCGACCAUCUGUCCGUCUGCAGCAUGUAACCCUCCUCACUGCUUCACACUCACCAACACCAAGCAAGUCUCUGAAGUCUUCCCAAAGUGUGAUCACUACUUUCUCUGCACUAUUUACAGCAUCAAUAAGGGGCUUAUAUACGUUUACAAUAAUAUAUAUAUAUAUAUAUAUAAAAAUAUAUAAGGAAAAUGUGAUGUUUUUGUUUGCACACUGUUAGAAUGUAAAAGAAAAAUACCUUAUUUAUGUUUGCCUGGAUGUUUGAGUGUAAUCUCUUUUUUCUUCUUUUUUUAAGGGGUUGGGGAGCUAAGAAUGUUUAAUGUAUGGUUUUAUUUGAUUGACUCAUUUAAGGACAUAUCACAAGAUCAAAGUAUAUACAAUAAAUAUCCUCCUUAAAGUUA